This is a messenger RNA of Erythranthe guttata (spotted monkey flower), 2954 nucleotides long. RefSeq names its product meiosis-specific protein ASY1. Lineage: Eukaryota; Viridiplantae; Streptophyta; Magnoliopsida; Lamiales; Phrymaceae. The record is from RefSeq and is a predicted model, not a curated record.
GACUAAACAAGUAAAAAACUAGUUUAUCCUUCAAACUACAUGUUAAUUUUGUUACGUAAAAUGUUUUAUAGAUAAAUCACAUAAUAAUACUAGAAUUUAAAUUUAAUACAAGAUUGAAUCAAAAUGAACCAAACGUCUUACUACCUAAAUAAUUAAUUAAUCAGUAGAAAAUUAAUCUCAAUCUUAUUUAAUCCAAACUAAUUCAUAUUAGUUAACCGCACGAGCCCUAACUAUCUUGAUCAAACAGGGCAAAAAGUGAAAACUAUUAUUUUCAACAUUUUUUUCCGGUUAGAUUUUUGUUUGAAUCUUUCAAUUUUUGGUACCAAACGAGCUUUUUAUAUUGCAUUGUCCGUAAUAAAAAUUUGUGAUACACAAAUCCGGUGUAUUUCACUUGAUAUAACAUUUAUAAAAUCGUUUUAGUUCAAUUAAUUAGUUCGAUUUAGGUAUAUAUAACUUGCAAGGUUUGCAAUUCUUGUCCAAUGAGGAACAUUUUGAUAUCAGUUUAAAAAAUAUCCCCAUAGCCUUUUGCGCCUUCAUUUGAUGAAUUCCGAAGAUACCCUUUCUUUUGUACCGAAAUUACAACAGUCUGGAAUGGUUGAAUGCAUGUUCCGCGUGCUCGUUUAACCACAGUUAGAAAUCACUUUAACUCCGGUACAAUUUUCUACUUAACCACGGUUUAAUACUCCGGAAUCCGCACAUAUAUAAAUACCCGCCCCGACGCUUUUCAUAUCCCGCCAGUUCAUUCAGCUCACGAAUUCCCAACUCCACAACAAACUUUCCAAAGUUCAAAUUCAAAAUUCUCGUUUCUCUCUCUCUCUCUUACUCUCUCUCCUCUUUCGUCAAGCAGCAAUGGUGGUUGCGCAGAAGGUGAAGGAGUCGGAGAUCACAGAGCAGGACUCGCUUCUAUUGACAAGGAAUCUGCUGCGCAUUGCUAUAUUCAACAUCAGUUACAUCAGAGGCCUUUUUCCGGAGAAAUAUUUCAAUGACAAGUCUGUUCCAGCUCUGGACAUGAAGAUUAAAAAACUUAUGCCUAUGGAUGCUGAAUCACGUCGACUCAUUGAUUGGAUGGAGAAAGGUGUUUAUGAUGCUUUGCAGAAGAAAUAUCUGAAAACACUCUUGUUCUGUGUCUGUGAGGCAGCGGAUGGUCCAAUGAUUGAGGAGUAUGCAUUUUCAUUCAGCUACUCUAAUACUGACAGUCAAGAGGUUACUAUGAACAUCAACCGUAGUGGGACAAAGAAGGGAGGGACGUUCAAGUAUAACUCCACAACAGAGAUAACUCCUAGUCAGAUGAGGAGCUCAGCAUGCAAAAUGGUCCGUACGCUAAUUCAACUAAUGAGGACUUUGAAUAAGAUGCCAGAUGAGCGCACUGUACUGAUGAAGCUCCUGUAUUACGAUGAUGUCACGCCAAUGGAUUAUGAGCCACCUUUCUUCAGAGGCUGCACAGAAGAAGAAGCUCAGAAUCCAUGGACUAGAAAUCCCUUGAAGAUGGAAGUUGGCAAAGUGAAUAGCAAGCAUUUAGUACUGACUCUGAAGGUUAGAAGCGUGCUUGAUCCUUGUGAAGAUGAAAACAACGACAAUCAAGAUGACGACGAGGUUAGCUUGGGAGCUGAUUCUGUCCAAAAAGACGAUGAUAGUGAUUCAGACAGUGAGAUCAGCAAUUCUGACGAUGAUCAAUACAUCGUAGCACCCAUAGAGAAAAAUCAGUUUCAAGAAGAUAAUGUAGCAAUUGAUGAAGACGGUACUCAGGAUCCUGCAGAAGAUGAACAACAGUUGGGAAGAAUAAAGGAUUGGAUCAGCUCAUACCACCUUGACACAGUUGAACUUACUGAUGUCCUCUCAAAUUUCCCUGACAUCUCAGUGAUCUUGAUUGAAGAAAUUAUGGACAAGCUCGUGAAGGAAAGUUUUAUAUCGAAAGGUGCAGAGGAGAGUUUUAUCAUUAAUAACAGAAAGAAGUUUGACUACGAGUUUGAUGCUGUGAAAGAAGAAGUCGAUGGACACGUGGUAGCACGUGAUGGAAAAUACGGAAAUUCGAAUGUAGAUCACAUGUACAUGAAGGCUUUAUAUCAUACACUUCCAAUGAACUACAUAACAGUGGGAAAACUUCAGAAUAAACUCGACGGUGAAGCCAGCCAGACAACAGUUCGCAAGCUAAUUGACAAAAUGACACAAGAUGGCUUUGUUGAGGCCAGUAGCAACCGCAGACUUGGCAAGCGUGUGGUCCACUCCGAUCUCACUAAGAAAAAGCUGGUCGAAGUGAAGAAGCUUUUAUACUCAGAUGCUAUGGACCUGGAUAAGCAGUCCAACCAUCCGGAACCCGAUACUGCUGGAAACAAGAACAGGGACUUAUCGACAUGCGGUGGGCUCCACUCGAUCGGAUCAGAUAUCACACGAACAAGAGGCAGAUCCGAUGCAUACAUCAACGGCUCUACCAGGACUGAACAAGGUGUUACCAAGAAAAGAGAACAUGGUGGGAAUACUCCGACUAGCAGGGCUGAGCCUGCAACUUCUAGAGAGAGUUUCGUGCCUGGUGCUGAUAACGACAGAGCUAAUGCGAAUAUUAACCAGGGUGAUGACAUGGACGUAGUCAUGGAAAGCAGGCCUACUCAGGACAAACGGUUCAGAAAAACAAGCACGGCCAAGGAUCCUAUUUUGCAGUACUCAAAGCGCCAGAAAUCUCUAGCUGUCUGAAAAUUAUCGUCUUGUGCACAAAAAGAAAAGAAAAUAUAUGUAUAUAUAUAGAGAGUUAUUACUGUAUAUAUUUCGUUUGGUUCGAAUUAGUUGCAGUUAAAAAACGGGACUAGAGUUGCAAUGUGGCGUCGAGAUGUUAUGUUAAUAAGGUGGUAUCUAUGACUUUGGAUCGAGUUUUGUAGAAUGCUAAUUGGUGGCAUUUUCACCACUCAAACUGAAUAUUUGGUGUUAUAUAUGUUUUGUUGAUAGUAAUUUUUGCAUUAUAA